Molecule: messenger RNA, 2698 nt
Organism: Xyrauchen texanus (razorback sucker)
Lineage: Eukaryota; Metazoa; Chordata; Actinopteri; Cypriniformes; Catostomidae
Gene: rfng
Product: RFNG O-fucosylpeptide 3-beta-N-acetylglucosaminyltransferase
Exons: 9
Coding region: 440-1588 (382 amino acids)
Biological process (GO): regulation of Notch signaling pathway; pattern specification process
Cellular component (GO): Golgi membrane
Molecular function (GO): O-fucosylpeptide 3-beta-N-acetylglucosaminyltransferase activity
Source: RefSeq, a predicted model, not a curated record
UUGGCACGGCGCGGUCUGAGGGGUCAUUAAAACGAAACAACACUCCAGCAAUGAUUCAUAGCUCAGUAUUAGAGUAUUGACUGAGAUGAUGUAGACGGCUCCAUGCGAUUAACUUUACAAUGAAUGAGCCACAGUGAUAAGUUUGUGCUUCGGGAAGCUUAAAGUGAGAACAUAAUGAGAUGGAUACGAACGACUCGUGCUGAUGAAGAGGAAACAGAACUUUAACAGGAUCGCUGUAUAAGUAUUAUUUAUUUUAUUUGAGCCUGGCAUGAUCGACAGUGUGUUUAUUCGUUUAAAUGUCCCGAGGAUGACGAGCUCCCUCACACGAAACUCUUCUGAUCUGAUCACUCUCGGGUUCUCUGUGAUGCAGUAAAGAUGGGCGCUAUAGUGGAAAGUCAGGCAGGCGCGACCGGUUGAGCUGGCGUUGAGUAGAGGAAGAAUGCACUUAUCCAAUGUUGGCAACAACAAAAUCUGCUUCCUGCUCUCCCUAGCAUUCUGCGCCCUGCUGGUGCUCCUUAUUCCCUCCUUACAACCUCCGCAGCGGCAGGGGGAUUUGCCCCAACCCCGGCCACAUGCCAAACCCGCCAGAGUCGGAUGGACACAUGGCCUCCACAGGAACUCUGUAUCAGCUGUACGCCAAGGAAACGAUGAUGCCAAGGAUGAUAGUUUCACCCACCCGCUUCCUCUCGGGGGACGACCCCGAGACCUGCAGAGGGUGUUAGAAGGGGCCCCUGCACAUGCCAACUCCCCCGGGUCCCGUUCCAAAAACUCUUUGGACUUAAGAGACAUUUUUAUUGCCAUAAAGACAACCAGGAAAUACCACAAGUCCAGACUGCAGCUCCUAUCCCAGACCUGGGUUUCCAAAGCAAAGGAACAGACGUUUAUCUUCACUGAUGGGGAGGAUAAGGAGCUCAGGCAGAGAGCAGGGCUCAACAUCAUCAACACCAACUGCUCCGCGGCUCACACUCGCCAAGCCCUGUGCUGUAAGAUGUCUGUAGAAUAUGACAAGUUCAUCGAGUCACAGAAAAAGUGGUUCUGUCAUGUAGAUGAUGAUAACUACGUGAUCCUUCCCAGUUUGCUGGAGUUGCUCUCCUCCUAUUCUCAUACAAAGGAUGUGUAUCUUGGCAGACCCAGUCUGGACCACCCCAUAGAGGCAGCCGAGAGAGUCAAGAGCGAUGGAUCGGUGUCGGUGAAGUUCUGGUUUGCCACUGGAGGAGCUGGCUUCUGCAUUAGCCGCGGUUUAGCACUCAAAAUGAGUCCUUGGGCAAGUCUUGGAAACUUCAUAACAACUGCAGAGAAGAUUCGUCUCCCUGACGACUGCACAAUCGGUUACAUCAUCGAGGCUCUUUUGGAGGUUCCUCUGACACACACGGGCCUGUUCCACUCGCACCUAGAAAAUCUGCAGAGACUUCCCACAGACAGCAUACUCCAACAGGUGACCCUCAGUUAUGGUGGAUUCGAGAACAGGAGGAAUGUUGUCAGUGUUGGGGGAGCUUUCUCAUUGACUGAAGACCCUUCACGGUUUAAAACGGUCCACUGCCUUCUCUACCCAAAUACUGAGUGGUGUCCACGCAAGACUCAUCACUGACUGGGAUACAAAUGUCUCUCAUUUUGCCAUAAAACUCUUUGAAGAUGAUGCUCUGAAUAACUGAAGUGGAUGUCUGUGUGGAAGGGCAGUUAACCACAUGUUUUUUUUGUUCACAUGAACGGACUCUAGCUGUGGUUCAACUGGUUAAUAAUGUUUUGUUUGGUACUUUGUACAUUUACAUGGUAAAACAGGGUGACUAAUUUAUUUUAAAGUUGUUUUUUUUCCUGAAAUAUUUGUUUUUGAAAAGUGAGCAUUGCCAAGAGUUCCUGUUGUAAGAGGGUUUUGAAAGGAGUAUGUUCUCUCAGAUUUAUUGGGGGAUUUUUCAUUUAAAUGAUGCAAGCUGCAUUUUUGUGGUUUUGACAUCAUCUUUAUGGAUUCAUCUUUUUUCUAGGGUCGUAAAUAUGCCCACUUCUUGCGUGCAAGAUGAUCUCAUCAAUGUCUCUAAGGAAGAGCAACAGUAUUGAUAUAGUUUUAUAGUAUUUAGUUUUGAAGAUUUAUGCAACCCAGUUCAGCCGUUGCCAAUGCCGUUUCAGCUUGUGUUCGGGUUAUCUGUAUUGGUCCAUCUCUGUUGUUUGUGAAAAAGACAAUAUGUACUCGGUACAUUUUUUGGCAUGCAGACAAACGCAUUUGCCUGGAGUCGAGGAGAAUGCCCUUUAAAUAAUACAGACCAAAAAACAAUACUUUUUAAAAAAUUAUUCUUCAGUGCUAAUUUAUCUAUCAUUUCGGUUAUGUAUUUGUUUAUUUUUUUGAGUAACAGUAUUUUUCAAAUGCUUUCAUUAAAACACCAGCGAGUGUGCUGAGAAGAAAACAUGACCUUUUACAGUCUUUUUUAAGUGCUGUCCAAAUGUUUCCUCUGAAUUUUGCACAAACAUGUUCCUCACUGCAGGCCAUUGGUUUGCAUAAACCUACCAAAGCUACACUUUGGUUUUACUUUCCUUAAAAGUGUCAAAUGUUUUGUUCACCUGAAAGAUUUCUUUUGCAACAUCUCUUAACACUACCACAUGUUUUUGGAGUUAAUUGUUUAUCGAUGUGUUUGCACUUGUGUGUGUGUUUUUUUUUUGUUUUUUUUUUUUUUUUUAUCUGAUAAAAUUGAUAAUGUUGCAAAGUGUG